Phyllostomus hastatus (greater spear-nosed bat) is the source of this 1172-nucleotide messenger RNA. RefSeq names its product protein C19orf12 homolog. Bases 138 to 845 code for a protein of 235 amino acids. NCBI's taxonomy places the organism in Eukaryota, Metazoa, Chordata, Mammalia, Chiroptera, Phyllostomidae. The transcript is spliced from 5 exons. The record is from RefSeq and is a predicted model, not a curated record.
UCCACGAAGCCGGUCCCUGGUUUCCCAGCAGCCAAGACGCACGUAGUCUCCUGCCCCAGACAGUCAUUCUGAUCCCUGUCCCAGCGUUGGUGCCUGCUCCUGCCGCCCACCCACAGGCUUCCUCCCAGGCCGCCGAGAUGUCUGUCCCGGUGGAGGACGUCAUGAGGCUGCUGUGCUCCAUUUGUGAGAACAAGAAAAUGAGAGCGACCUUCAAACACUCAGUCAGGGGUGCUCUUAUUACUAGUGCUGUGGCCAUCACUGGUUUCAUCCUUGGUGGCCCCCCAGGAAUGGCUGUUGGCGGGUCCGCAGGGGCGCUCUUAGGGGCCUGGAUGUCAAGUGGGCAAUGUCAGUCUGUCCCUGAGAUCCUCAUGGAGCUGCCGCCCGCUGAGCGACGGAAGCUGCUCCGUGAGUUCAUGGCCAUUGUCCAGCACCUCGACUGGAGAGACACAGAGGAGCUGACCGACAUGGUCAUGGACAGGAAGGAACUGCAGCAACCGGUGGUGGACAUGCUGGUGCACUACGUCACCAACGAGCUCGGGGCCAAGGUUUCCUUCGAGGCCCUCGAAGACACCCAUCACAGUGGAAGACCCCAUGAGGCUGCUGAGCUCCAGAUCAGGGGAGGAGAAAAUAAGGCUGCGCAGGUUCCCUCUCUUGAUCGGCCCAUAGCUUCUGGUAGCCGGGGCCAGGAUUGCAGGACCGCCAGGACUAACCAUCAGCGGCGCCGCCCUCGUCCGGCUCCCAGGGGCUGGGAUGACCAAGGAGAAGACGCAGCUGAUGCCUCGAGUCCAGAAAAAGACAUGCACGUAUAUGUGGGAGCUGGUCAGCAGGGUGCAGGUGGUAACUAGUAACCUGUGUUUCCUUUAGCCGACGAGCUGCCCAAGGUCCCCAGUAGCCACCACAGACGUCCCCGGCAGCUGGCGGACGUGCUGGGGGAACUCUUCCCCAGGGAGCCCAAGGGAAGGGCACAAGCAGCCCCUCGGCACCAGGGUCCCCAGGAGCGGCGGGGGCUGGGGUGCCCACAGAGCCAGGUGUCACCUUAACCCCUCCAUGCCCACGCUUUUCCCCCUCACGGCACACACAAGCAAACCACUGCAAUUCUGAGUCACACCAGAAAAUGAAUUGCGCUUUCGGCUGAUCUGAUGAAUAAAAUUGGUGUAAUUUUGAUUCAUUCA